AUGUGCGCUGAAGUGCCUCCGGUGAGACCCGAUGUUCUCAUUACCGAGUCCACUUAUGGAAUACACAUACAUGAUAAACGCGAGGAACGUGAGGCACGAUUUACUCGUCUGGUUCACGAUAUCGUCGGUCGUGGAGGACGUUGCCUGAUCCCCGCAUUCGCUCUUGGUCGAGCCCAAGAACUGAUGCUUAUUUUGGACGAAUACUGGGCUGCGCAUCCAGAGCUACACGACAUCCCGAUCUAUUAUGCUAGUCAAUUGGCUCGCAAAUGUAUGGCUGUCUACCAAACGUAUAUUCAUGCUAUGAACGAACGUAUUCGGAAUCAGUUGGCCAAUAGCAAUCCUUUCUGCUUUCGUCAUAUUUCCAACUUGAAAAGUAUCGAGCACUUCGAUGAUUCUGGUCCGUGUGUGGUGAUGGCCAGUCCAGGUAUGAUGCAACCCGGUCUCAGUCGUGAACUUUUCGAGAAUUGGUGCACCGAUAAACGGAACGGAGUGAUUAUUGCGGGAUAUUGUGUGGAGGGCACUUUGGCCAAGCAAAUUCUCUCACUCCCUGCCGAGAUUCCCACCAUGUCGGGGCAGACAUUGCCGUUGAAGUGUUCCGUGGAUUAUAUCAGCUUCUCGGCCCACACGGAUUACCAGCAGACAAGUGCGUUCAUACGUGAACUAAAACCGAGCUAUGUGGUACGUUCUACUCGCGUCAUCAACCUUUCAUUCUCUUUGGCUACCACUGAGAUCCACUUGUUUACCUAA
Echinostoma caproni is the source of this 747-nucleotide messenger RNA. The record is from the annotation of a GenBank genome assembly. NCBI's taxonomy places the organism in Eukaryota, Metazoa, Platyhelminthes, Trematoda, Plagiorchiida, Echinostomatidae.